This is a messenger RNA of Caenorhabditis sp. 36 PRJEB53466, 3056 nucleotides long. Lineage: Eukaryota; Metazoa; Nematoda; Chromadorea; Rhabditida; Rhabditidae. The record is from the annotation of a GenBank genome assembly.
AUGGACCGAAGAAGAGAUACCCGGUACAAACAGCAGCACGAUCAUUACGACGACCGAUACAAUGCCACUUAUGAUAACUACGAUUACGAAGAGGAUUACGGUAAUCAGUACGCGAACACUGGUAAGAAUCUCUCUUUUGCUUCUUUUCCAACCAUUCUUUGCUCUCCAGUUCACCACCAACAUCAUCCGAUUCCCCAUCCACACGCCCAUCCACAUCCUCAUCAUCCGGAAGACCACGGAUACGAAGACGAAGAGGAUCACUGGGCGAACCAGCGGGACCAGCAGGACUUUUACGAUACGGUCCCGGCCACUAACAUCCCUCCGGUCAAGCCAAUGGGCCCCCCGAAAAACCUGGCUCGUGUUCAAAUCAGCACUUCAAUUCCUUCAAUGGAAUCGGAGGUCUCGAACAUUCCGCAAGCACCGCCACCACCAAGAUUCGGACCGACUGGAGGGUACACUAGCAACAACAACAAUAAUAAUGGUAACUAUUAUUUAGAGAAAAGGUUAUUCGAAGAGUUUAUAGAUAGGAAAGCGGUGUCAAAGUACGGAAAUAUGGCAACAACAGAACAGAAACGGAGAGAAUCGGAUGUGCAUAUUCGGUUCGAUCCGGGAGCAAAGAGGGAUUUCCCUCCGAAGCAAACGGCGUUCAUCGAUGGAUUCAGAAGUGGAGACGGCGGUGCUCCGGCGGCCGCUCCCAAAAAGAAGGAAACUGGAGGAAACGGCGGUCAAACUACCAAUACGAUCAGGUCGAUUAUCAACAAUCUGAAGGGAGGCGGCGCCGAAAAACGUGAGUGUGCCUCUCUCUGAAUUUCCAUUUUCAUUGCAAUCAAUCAAUUUCAGAUGAGGACUCUCUGCCUCGAACCGAGUCUCGACCAAUCCAUUUAUGAGAGCCAAUCAGCAACAACUGCAGCAAAUCAGAAUCCGAACAGAUAUGAGCCAAAGAAUCCAUCGAAGAACGUGGCGGAAGUGGUGGAGAAGAUGAACAACGGCGAUUGGCCGAUUCAGAUUGACGACGAGGAAACCGCGCAGGAUCAGAAAAGUAUUCUGCCUGCUGGGGAGAUAGUAACCAUACAAUGCAUUGCAGAGGAUACCAGCAGCCACAUCCAGACAAAGCUCGUCAAUGGGAGACUCUUCAUCGGAAGAAGGACGAGAAGAGAAGCAUUUUGGAGGAAGUCGGCGGAGCUCCUCCGGCCCCUCCCUUGCCAACUCAACAGCCACCGCUGCCCACGCAAAAGCAACAGCAUCCGCAGAUGCAGAAGCAACCGAGCAAAGAGGAGAACGACAAACUGUCGGACAAGGAGGAGGAGCACACGAGCGUCUCCUCGGACUCUGCGCUUUGCUCCGAGAGCUCCGACGUUCGUGGGCCGUCUCCGUACAAAUUACCGUUUGAGUCUCAGAAGCCAGGAGAGCUGUCCGAGGAGGCAGAGAAGCUUCUGAUCUACUUCAGAAGCCACAAAGAAGUGCUCAAUUACUUGGGCAUCGGAUUGACUGACCGUCUCUGGUGGCACAUUCAGAAGCUUCCGAACUUUGACGCCUCCAUCCGAGUGUUCAAGAACAAGAGGAUCCGUCUUCGAAGCCGCCGCCCGCGCCGCCCCUUGUCCAAAAUUCUCCGCCGGCUCCGAUUCAAGUCUCGAACGUUCCUCCCGCUCCUAAGCUCACAGUCAGCCAGUCGUUCGCUCAACAGGACCGUGAUCGCAAGGUAUUCAUUCGUUUUCGGAAACUAAACUCUUGAAUUGAACAAAUUCCUUUCAGAGCCCACUCGGACACACUCGCAGCGUUUCCCAGGUGCCUGUCCGUUACUAUUCCUAGUUUCAAUUCCGUCUCUUUCUCCUUUUCCCCCUCUCCCCGUUUCUCUUCCUUUUCAGACUCGUAAUUGUGUGUGCUGUGCUGUCUCCUUUUCUCGUUUAUUUUCCUAAUUUUGGUAAAAUCAAAAAAAUAAAUAAUGGUGCCGGGAAUGAGAGACAGCAGAAACACACAGAAACGAACGAAUCUGAGAAGGGGGGAGCAAUGGAAUGUCCAGAAUUGGAUGUUAGUAUUUCAGAAUGAGGAUGCUCCUCCCCUGAGCUAUUCUAAUGAUGAGAGCAGAUUCACAAAGAAUCCAGAUGGAAAUCAGGGAAAUAAUAGAGAUCGGUCAGUUGAUUCAUCUGAGAAAUCGGGAAGAACUGAGAGAGGUUCAGGGCAAACAGCGGCGGCAGAUUCGUGAAGAAAUCGGCGGCCGCGUUGAUUGCAAAGAAGCAAGGAAUGCAGAGCGAAGAUCCGGUACCUUCUUCGGUCCUUCAACGAAAUAUACCACUUUCUCAGAACUCGGCCACAGAAAUCAUCGAUCCGCGCAUUGCCGAAGAGAUAAAAAACCUGCGCGACCGUGAGGAAGAGCUCAAAAGAAGCCGUUCCGAGCUGGCACUGGUCACCACUCCGCCGCCGAGUUCCUACCAAAUGAGCCCCAAAAAGACGAGUCCGGGCAACAAUAACAGUAUGAUGAGGAGUGCCCAAUCGUUCGAUCACCUCGACAAUCCGAUGGGAAUCCGUUCACCUAUCGAAAGAUCGCACUCUUCUCACAACGUUUACCAUCUGAAGAGUGCGAUGCACGGAGAAUACCAUCAGGGGAACGGCUACGGUAACGCGAACUACGGCUCGAUGCCACGUGCUCAGAACAGAAAAGAGGGGAUGCAGAUUCAUCCGCAGAUGCGAGAGCACCGAAUGCAGGACGGAGGCUACCGUCAGUCACGCAACGGAGACUUUUUUCGCCAGACACCAACCGCUUCUGAGACGACGAACGCCGGUUGGCAGAAAUCCUCGUGAGUCUUCCUUUGGUGAUAUUGAUCUCUUGAUCUCUUUUCAGUCCGUGUUUCGAAACGAAGCCGUCCGUCGCAGUUCAUUCAGGCCUACAGCUUCCAACCGCCAACCUUUCAAUUUCAUCUUAUCAGCAAAGGUAUUUACUCGCUCUUUCUUCCUUUCUCUCUAUCCUAAUCUGCUUCAGAUCCAACGACAAGUAUCAGAAUCCCAAGUCUAUGUACGGUGCAAAACAGCUCGACGCGCAUCGUAAAAUUGGGCUCUAG